Messenger RNA from Heterocephalus glaber (naked mole-rat), 4814 nucleotides. It is a transcript of the gene Zswim4, whose product is annotated as zinc finger SWIM-type containing 4. The record is from RefSeq and is a predicted model, not a curated record. Gene Ontology annotation, cellular component: Cul2-RING ubiquitin ligase complex. Gene Ontology annotation, molecular function: zinc ion binding. Lineage: Eukaryota; Metazoa; Chordata; Mammalia; Rodentia; Bathyergidae.
AUAGGAACGGGCGCCGGGGGCGGAACGACGGCGGAGGAUAAAGCGGCUGCAGAGGCACCUUUAUUGUUGUGAAAACUCUUAAAGGGGCCGCUCCCCGGGCCGGCCUGGUGUGGGGCGGGGGUGGCUAGGGUGGAGGUCCCAGACGGCCGAGCGCUAAAGAAGACGGCAAGGCGGUGCGGAGCCCUAGGAGCGCGGCGGGUAUCGGCCGACCCCGCAGCUCCCCGCCCCCACCGCCCCGGCCCGGCCAUGGAGCCCCUCACAGCCAAGCGGAGCCGGGGCGACCCAGGGGGACCCGAGCCGCGCGAUCCCCGGGCCGAGCGGGGCCGCCCCGAGACGUUGCUGGACCUCAGCGCUAAGCGGGUGGCUGAGAGCUGGGCCUUCGAGCAGGUCGAGGAGCGGUUCUCCCGGGUGCCGGAGCCUGUGCAGAAGCGGAUCGUGUUCUGGUCAUUUCCACGAAGUGAGAGGGAGAUAUGCAUGUACUCGUCACUAGGGUACCAGUCCUCAGAGGGUGAGCAGGAUGCCCGGGUGCCCUUCACCCGUGGGCUGCACCUGCUGCAGAGUGGCUCCGUGGACCGCGUCCUCCAAGUGGGGUUCCACCUGAGCGGGAAUGUGCGGGAGCCAGGCAGCCCCAGGGAGCCCGAGCACUUCUACCAUGUGUCCAUCAGCUUUGACCGCUGCAAGAUCACAUCUGUGAGCUGCAGCUGUGACAACCGAGACCUCUUCUACUGUGCACACGUGGUGGCCCUGUCACUGUACCGCAUCCGCCAUGCAUACCAGGUGGAGCUGAGGCUGCCCAUCUCCGAGACUCUGUCCCAAAUGAACCGAGACCAGCUGCAGAAGUUCGUGCAGUACCUCAUCAGCGCCCACCACACCGAGGUGUUGCCCACUGCCCAGCGCCUGGCCGAUGAGGUCUUGCUGCUGGGCUCCGAGAUCAACCUGAUGCAUGGCGCCCCGGACCCCACAGCGGGCGCAAGCAUCGAGGACGCCAACUGCUGGCACCUGGAUGAGGAGCAGAUCCAGGAGCAGGUGAAGCAGCUGCUGUCCAACGGCGGCUACUACGGGGCCAGCCAGCAGCUGCACUCCAUGUUCAGCAAGGUGCGGGAGAUGCUGCGCAUGCGGGACUCCAAUGGAGCGCGCAUGCUCAUCCUCAUGACCCAGCAGUUCCUGCAGGACCCGCGCCUGGCGCUGUGGCGGCAGCAGGGCGCAGGAAUGACUGACAAGUGCCGGCAGCUAUGGGACGAGCUGGGGGCCUUGUGGGUCUGCAUCAUUCUGAGCCCACACUGUAAACCAGAGGAGCGAGCAGGCUGGCUCCAGCUGCUGGCCACAUGGGACAAGCUGGACGUGUGCCCACUGGAAGAGGGCAACUACUCCUUCGAUGGCCCCAGCCUGCAGCCCUCAGCAGCCCCCAGCCCAGGCCCCCGGCAAGGAGAGGCGGAGGUGACAGCCACCCGUUCCCGUCACACGGUGUUUGGGCGUGCCCUGCAGGCCGGGGCACUGCACUGGAAGGACGCCCACCUCCAGAGGAUCCUGGCCAGCGACUCCCCCAGUCCCAGCCUCACAGGCAGCACUGGGGGUGACAAGCCGGACUUUGACCCGCAGGGCCGCCCGCUCUGGCUAGGCGAACCCUUUCCCACUGCCUGCGCCCGGGUGGACACCCUGCGUGCCCAUGGGUACCCACACAAGGCGCUGCGGCUGGCUGGCGCCAUCGUCAACACCCUCCGGCUACAGCAGCGGCACCAGCUUGAGAUCUACAAGCAGCAGAAAAAAGAGCUGCUGCAGAAAGGCAUCACCUGCAUCACCAACACGGAAGGCUGGAUGGGCCACCCCCUGGACCCCAUUGGCUGCCUCUGCAGGGCACUCCUGGAGGCCUGUCGCCUGGAGGAGGAGACCCUCUCACUUUACCCAGACUCAGGCACCGAGAAGCGGAAGGCACUCUACCAGCACGUACCGGUGCCCGGGAGCCCCGGGGAGUCUUAUCUGGCGCUGGCGCUGGAGGUGGCACUUCUGGGGCUGGGGCAGCAGCGGCCCUUGCCCGAAGGCCUGUACGCCCAAGACAAGGUGGUGCGCAACGAGGAGCAGCUGUUAGCCCUGCUGGAGGACGUGGAUUUGGAUGACAGGCUGGUACAGGUGCUCCGCAAGCAGGCGGGGCUGCAGCUGGAAGGGGGUCCCUUCAGCGGCUUCGGGGAGGUGCUCUUCCGGGAGAGCGUGCCCAUGCACACCUGUGCCCGCUACCUGUUCAGUGCGCUACUGCCCCACGACCCCGACCUGGCCUACCGCCUCGCACUCCGUGCCAUGAGGCUGCCCGUCCUGGAGACAGCAUUUCCGGCUGGAGACCCUCGCCCCAACCCACUGGACUCCAUCGUGAGCAGCCGCUUCCCCCGCUGGUUCAUCCUGGGCCAUCUGGAGACACGUCAGUGCGAGCUGGCGUCCACCAUGCUGACGGCUGCCAAGGGAGAUGCCAAGUGGCUGCACGUGGUCCUGGUUUCCAUCCAGCAGAACAUCCACUCCCCAGCUCUGCUCUUCAAACUGGCACAGGACGCCUGCAAGACAGCCACCCCAGCCAGCACACCCCCAGAUACCACGCUGCUGGGCAUCGCGCUGGAACUGGGCCUGCAGGUCAUGCGGAUGACCCUGAACACCAUGACAUGGCGCCGGAGGGAGAUGGUGCGCUGGCUGGUCAGCUGUGCCACAGAGAUCGGUCCCCAGGCGCUGAUGAACAUCAUGCAGAACUGGUACUCGCUGUUCACGCCCGUGGAGGCGGCCACCAUCGUGGCAGUGACGGGGACCGCACAUGCCACGCUGCUGCGGCUGCAGCUGGACACGCCACAGCAGGAGGAGCUCUGGACCUGCGCUCGCACCCUGGCCUUGCAGUGCGCUAUGAAAGACCCUCAGAACUGCACCCUACCCGCCCUGACCCUGUGUGAGAAGAGCCAUGCAGCCUUUGAGGCCGCCUACCAGAUUGUGCUGGACGCGGCGGCCGGCGGCCUGGGCCACGCACAACUCUUCACGGUGGCCCGCUACAUGGAGCACCGAGGGCUGCCGCUGAGAGCCUACAAGCUGGCCACGCUGGCCCUGGCACAGCUCAGCAUUGCCUUCAACCAGGACAGCCACCCAGCCCUCAAUGAUGUGCUGUGGGCCUGCUCCCUCAGCCACUCGCUGGGCCGCCACGAGCUCUCGGCCAUCGUGCCCCUCAUCAUCCGCAGCAUCCACUGUGCCCCAAUGCUGUCUGACAUCCUGCGCCGAUGGACACUCUCAGCACCAGGCCUUGGCCCUCUGGGGGCCCGCCGGGCCACCAAGCCGCUGGGCACUGACCGGGCGCCACUGUGUCAGCUCCUGGAUGCCGCUGUCACCGCCUACAUCACCACCAGCCACUCUCGCCUCACGCACAUCAGCCCACGACACUAUGGUGACUUCAUCGAGUUCCUGGGCAAGGCCCGUGAGACCUUCCUGCUGGCACCAGACGGACACCUGCAGUUCACCCAGUUCUUGGAAAACAUCAAACAGACCUACAAGGGCAAGAAGAAGCUGAUGCUCUUGGUGCGGGAGCGUUUUGGCUGAGAUGUCAGCAGUGGCCAGGGACACAGAGGAUGGGAUCCCCAGUCCCUGCCUCCUCAUCGCCUGCAGUGCUGGGCAGAGCAGCAUCAGUAUUAAGUCAGGGAAGGGGAUGGGAGGUGUGUGCCUGGGAGUGUGCAAGCGAGUGUGCAAGACACAGGAGCAGAAGCCAUACUACCACCCAGAUGCCUGGAAGGGGGUGUGUGCUUGGGCAGCUCGUAUAACCCCCACCUUGGCCUUGGGCACCCCAGAAGCAAUUAGGCAAGCACUGCUCCCCUUGCUGGGCUCCGGAAGAGGACCUGUCUGGAACCUGGUCCUGGGUGAUGCAGCACAGGGUCCUGGCUCCCACCCACACGGCCAGGGGACUUUCUACAAGGGCAGCUCAGGGGCCCCAUUCUGUUGCCCUGAACCUCCUCCCAGGCUGCCCCACCCCCAGUUGAAGGGUCUCACAAGGUCUCAGGCCUCAGCCACAUACCUCACUCUCAGCCCCUUGUCCGGCCUGGAUCCCUUGGCCACGAGGCUCCUCGGGGAGGCUGGGUCUGGGAUUGUCACUGCCCCCCCCCACUAGGCACUGGACAGACAACUCAGGAACCAGGCAGUGCUCAUACCCCCCACUGAGCACGGUGUCAGGAUCUGGGCACUCGAGAGCCAGGGGACCCCAUGUGGAAGUGAGACAGGGGCUCUGGGUCCUCCCUCUGGCUGUCUCCACCCCUUCACCUUACUGUCUCAUAUUUCUCUCCAGUCAGCCUCCCUUUCUAUGUUCAUUUAGGUCCCAGAUGUGGCUCUCUGGCCUCCUUCUCCUGCCCUGGUAUGGCCUAGGAGGAGGAGGAGGAGGAGGAGGAAGAGGAAGAGUGCCCCACCCCCACCCCAUCCCACCUUUCUCCCCUCUUGUAUAAUAAGGAAGAUGGAAUCAUUUUGUAACUUUUUCUUCUAUUUAUUGAACCGUAUAUUGUAUUUCCUUCACACACACCCCCUGCCUUUUUAAAAAGAUGAAACAGCUUCUUUUUAACUUUAUUUUGAGACUAAGGUGUGUCCCCCCAUCCCAGAGUCAGCGUCCCCCUGUUCUCUCAGCAAAAAAACAAGAAAGAUCUGCAGUCUUGUUUCUGGUCAAAGGUUCAAUUGAGGGCCGGAGGGGAAGCGGCUACGGCAUAGAGGACUUUACAGCUGUCAUCUGCUUAUUACAGCCACCCUGCAAUGGAUUAUCCCUGUGUGUGUGUGUGUGUGUGUGUGUGUGUGUGUGUGUGUGUGUGUGUUUGAGGCAG